AUGUCACGACCGCUGAUCGUGCUUCCACGCCCGGGGUCUGACCAGCCCAUCAAUGCGUUGCAUCCGAUCCGAGCACCAUCAGAAACCGCCUUCACAGCGACCUUUGGCAAUGUGCUCCCCAAAGCAAAGUAUAUACAAACUCCGUGUGGCAAAGCCGCCUACUACGAGCUUCAUCCCCAGCCCACAGGCUCUCGACAUAGCCAGUCGCAGCCCAAGAUUUCACGGGUUCUCUUCGUCCACGGUGUCCAAACGUGCGCCAUUGGCUUGCAACCGCUAGCCAGCGCAUUGUCCUCCAAAUUCCCAUCUGCUCACUGUGUCCUUGUGGAUCUUUGGGGCCAUGGACUCACAGAUACCCCUCUGGUCCCUCAUGAGCCGGCACUCUUCCAUGCGCUGCUCGACGCGUUGAUGGACCAUCUUGAUUGGAAAGAUGCUCAUCUCGUGGGGUAUUCGUUUGGCGGAUCGACAACGGCCAGUUUUGCGGUUGCGCAUCCGAAGCGUGUUCAAUCUAUGGCUCUGGUAGCUCCGGCGGGUCUGUUGUUUGCCCGAGACUUUACAGAGGAGGAGAAUGUGUAUCUGCGCGGAGGCGAGGGGCUGGAACAGCGUGCCAAGGACUGGGUUCUUGAGUUUCUGGAGGGUGGAAGAUUGGCUGUUCCUGCGGAUUGGGAGGAUAGGGUCAAACGGGGGGAGGUGGUGGCUGAGGCUGUUCGAGACUGGGAGAUGAAGGAGCACCGGGGCCAUGCCGCCAGCGUGGUGGCUAUUUUCCGCGACGGCGGGGUGUUGGAUAAGGAUGUUGAAUUUAAGAAGGCCGCGAACAGUGGCAUUCCAUAUCUGAACAUAUUGGGCGAGCUUGACGGUGUGUGCAGUGUGGACAAGUUGAAGGCCGUGGGAAUGGAGAAUAUCGAGGUGAUACCACAGGUGGGACAUGGACUCGUGAGGGAGCGAGUGAGCGAAGUUGCUGGACGAAUUGAGCGAUUUUGGAAUUCGCUGUAG
Molecule: messenger RNA, 990 nt
Organism: Penicillium diatomitis
Lineage: Eukaryota; Fungi; Ascomycota; Eurotiomycetes; Eurotiales; Aspergillaceae
Product: alpha/beta fold hydrolase
Exons: 1
Coding region: 1-990 (329 amino acids)
Source: RefSeq, a predicted model, not a curated record